CCUGACAAUCAACCCCGGCGAUCGUCAGGGUCGACGAGAGGCACGAUACCAGUUUCGAUUCCAACGAGCAACGCCCGUCUCAAAAGCAUCCACGCUCCGUCGACAUGACCGGCAUCGAGAGCCAGCGCCCGGGCAGUUCCAUGAGCAACCGAUCGGAGCCAUUCAGGAGGAUGCGCCAGAACUUCAUGAUCGACCAGGACCUGUCCAAAAUCUUCGUAUCUCCGAUACCAACUGGCGGGAUCGGAACAUCUCUGCCGUUGUACUCGGGCCUGGACGAUUCCAUCGGUGAGCACGAGACACAUCCGCUGAUUCCGCCGGCAACCAUCAAGACCAAGACAAUCGCGGGAAUCGUGCUGGAUCUCAACCAGAAAGACUCAGCCGCUGCUUCGAGGCGGAGUCAAGCGUCGGCUCGCGGUUCGGUGCUGUAUCCAGGCGAUAAGACCAGACCGAGAUUUUUGGUCCAGUUGCUACGAUGUCUGCAAGAGGAACUCAGGGUGACUGGCGGUGAUGGGCUCAAUGCAGGGCAUCCUGUGCGCCUGCAAAUCUAUCGAGAGCUCUUCGAUCAGUUCAUUCAAGAAUUCAAGACGUACGAGUCGAUUCUCAGCGAUAUCAAGAACGAGUAUGAGGCGUGCAUCAGCGCGCAGGACGUCUAUCAAGCCUCGAGGGAGCUCGAAACCCUCCGCGAAGACAUGCAGUUUAGCCUGGAUACCGAGAGGGAGAAGAACGAACACCUCUCGGUGCAGAUGCAUGCUCUGAAAUCCCAGCUCGAUGUUGUCCAUGAAGAUUAUCGGCGAGUUUCGGAUCAGUUGAACAGAAAGGAGACCGAGUACCGAGCUCAGUCAUUCCUUCGCGACAAGGUCAACGAGCUCGUUGAGGAGAAUGAGCGGCUACAGAGAGACUACGGCGAGAAGCUCCGAGAAAAGGAGGAGAGCCUUGAGGAAGUUCGAAAAGAGAACCGAAAGCUCUCGUCCCAGAGCAACGUCUCCAGCCAAAGGAUCAUGGACUUGGAGGCGGAGCUGCAGAAUUCCGUGGACAUGGAGUCGUUCAACCAGAUCGAACUGGACCUGCGAAAAACCCAAAUCGACCUUGAAAACCGCACGAAAGAAGUAUCCAGCCAGGCGGUAGCACUUGCAGAGCUCGAAGCCAAGUUGAAAGAGAAGCUUGCAGAGCUCCGCAAGCGCACAGAUGAACAGUUUCCGAACUGGGACUAUAUCCAAAGCAUGUGUCCUUUCAGCAUCAAAGAGUGGGGCAUGCUCUGCAAGGACUUGGACUUUCACGACACUAUUGUAAUCUUGUGUCGCAAGCUUGGAGAGCUCAAGAGCAAAGCAUUAACUGACAAGCAAGCCGGAGAUGACACCAGAGCGGACGAAACACCCGGAGAGCCAAAGUACUUUAUUGGUCUUGGCAUAUCCUCGGACAUACCCAAGCACCUCCGCUACAAGGGCAAGAUUCUCAACAGAAAGCUCUCAAAGAAGAAUUGCUCGUUGUUGAUCAAGGACACAUGGGAGGCCAAGGCUCUGUAUGAGUCCUCGACUCCGGGCAAAGGCACGCCUACCUCGGUUUCGCUCGUGGAGUUCUUCUACAUGUAUCUCAAAAAGCGAUUCGGCACCCAGGACAUCAUCGCCGAGUGGGCCUACAACAUCUGCGAGGCUUGCAAGAAGUACCGAGUUCAGAGCAACACCUGCGCUCUGUUCAUUGAUGUCCUUGAUGGAGUCGUCAGCGAACGUGUAUACCAUCACCAAAAGCAAAUGAUUGCUCGUCUGAAGGACGCAUUCUACCGCUACGAUGUCACUUUGAACGAAGGGAGGGCCAAGGGAACGAUACCAAAGUCAAAGGUUCCCUCUAUUUUUGAGGAAAUCUGGGGCCCUUUGAAGACUCAAAAGCAAAUCGAGUAUCUGACAAGUGCGCUGGAUUCGGAUCAACCCGGACCCGUGGUGACUUAUCGCUGGCUCUUCCACAGCGAUGAGGACUGCAUGUUCAUAGACGUUGUGAAGGAGCAGGAGAUUGAGAUACGCGAUGAGUAUAUCGUUGGACUGUUGUCUGCACUCAACUCAAUGUUCAAAGACAACAAGCUCUCUGCCCUAGAUUACUCGCGGUGCAUCAACAAAUACGACCCCGAGAAGCGGAAGGCUGAUGUUGAUAGACUCUUAUCGGACGGAUUUGGAACAAGCACGCAAGAGGUCAAGCUCCGAUCGAUGAUCGAAAAGGACAAGUUUUUGGCGAACCUGAGAAAGGUGUUUGUGCAGAAAGGCUCUGUUGUCGAGCCGGUUUUACAAGAGAAGCCCUGAGCGACAACUAGAUGCAACGACCGGUGUUCAACCUGCGGCUACCGGGUUGACACAUCAUCGAGUACUGCGCUUGAGCACAUGGGUACAGGGUCUCAUCCGAGUUGUGGCAACG
Messenger RNA from Polychytrium aggregatum, 2400 nucleotides. RefSeq lists its product as uncharacterized. The record is from RefSeq and is a predicted model, not a curated record. NCBI's taxonomy places the organism in Eukaryota, Fungi, Chytridiomycota, Chytridiomycetes, Polychytriales. Gene Ontology annotation, cellular component: cytoplasm. Bases 105 to 2288 code for a protein of 727 amino acids. The transcript is spliced from 18 exons.